AUGUGUGAGACCACUAUCAUAAUAAUAGUAGAGAUUGAUGCCAUAGCAAACGAAUUAGAAGACAAUUUUGAAAAAGAAGUAAAUACUAAACUAGGAGAUAAAGCAACACAAUUAAAAGAAUAUGAGACUCAAGUUCCUCUGUUGACUGAGGAAAAUAAAAAACUAACCGAAGAGCGAAAAAAAUUAAGUGAUGACUUAUUUAAAGCCCAAACUGAUAAUAUUGAAUUAACCCGAGCCAUUACAGAGAUUGGUUUAGACCCUGAAGAUUUAGAAACUAGUUCAAAUAAAUUAGUUGCUGAUAAUUUAGCCAGAACAUUAGAGAUAGCCAACCUUAAUGUUAGAAUCACCAAUUUAGAAGAAGAAGUAAAUAAAGAAAUAACUGCCUUACCUAAUGGGCAAACUCUUACUAGUUUAAUCACUUUUUAUCAGCAUAAUGUUAAUCAUAAAUGUGACAAUGUUCCUACUGAUUACAAUACUACUAAAGCUGAGUUAAACACAGUUAAAGCAACUCUAGCUCAAAUAACUGCGGAAAGAAAUGCUAGUCAAGUAGCCUAUCAAGAAUUAAUUGGUAAUGAUGGAUUAGAUUUAGAAGUUGUUCAUGAAGAUGGAGCGGGCAGAGGUCAAGUGAACAACAUUAAAUUAAAACAUUUAAAAACCAGUGCUGACAAUGGCAAAAAACUAGCAUAUAUUUUCCCUGAAUUGUUAGAUAUGAAUAACUACGAGGUAAGAGAAAUCGAUUUAACUAAUUUAAGAAACCUCUAUCGUCAAGUCAAAAAUGAAGGUGAUUUAGAGGGAUUGGUUGACCGUGAUAAAUUAAUUAUUGAUACGGGUAAAAUAAAGAAGUUGGCGGAAGAAGCAGGUGAACCAAAUGAAGCCGAAACCAAAUUAGCCCACUCAACUCUAAUUAUCAAUAAUGCUAAUACUAAACUGGGAAUAGAUAUCACAACUGAUGAUUUAGGUAAAAAAUUGGAUGGUGCAAAAGAUGUUCCCGAAGCUAUUCGACAAGCUAAGGAAUUAGCAGGAAUUAAAACCGAACUAGAUACUAAAAAAAGAGCUAUUGACGGGAAAGCCGACUUAGAUACCGCUAAUGCUACAAUUGCUACUCAGGAAGCAACAAUUACUAGUCAGAAUAAAACAAUCGCUGAUGCGAAAGUUGCCUUGGGAAUGGAACCAACUGCCCGAUUAGAUACUUUACCAAUUUUAUUAAAUAACAAAACUCUUCAAAAGUUAAUAGAGGAUAGCAAUAAUUUACCCCAAAUUCAAGCUGACUUGGAUACGGUUAAUGAAGAAAUUAUUACUUUAAACACUACUAUUGAUAAUGCUCAAACUUAUUUAAAUAUUCCUAAUUUAACCGCAGACA
Molecule: messenger RNA, 1360 nt
Organism: Ambispora gerdemannii
Lineage: Eukaryota; Fungi; Glomeromycota; Glomeromycetes; Archaeosporales; Ambisporaceae
Source: the annotation of a GenBank genome assembly